AUGCAGUUACAGCAGUUUUAUAUAUGCUUACGACGAUCACGCAUACUUGCAGAACACGCAGAAUUGAGACUUGACUGUGAAUGCUACAGGUACAAAUACUUCUUCAUAACACGCACGGCUAUGUCAUGUCACCAGCAAACUACCCACCCACUCAUGACACUACCGCCUCAACAUCGCCAAACAAUGCGCCCAUUUUUCACGGCUGGCCGUCAUCUGAAUGACCAUGAUAUAUUGUUGAGGAUGAUAUGUUGUUCGAUAGUGCUUGAACUGUUCUAG
Molecule: messenger RNA, 276 nt
Organism: Brugia pahangi
Lineage: Eukaryota; Metazoa; Nematoda; Chromadorea; Rhabditida; Onchocercidae
Source: the annotation of a GenBank genome assembly